Molecule: messenger RNA, 876 nt
Organism: Aethina tumida (small hive beetle)
Lineage: Eukaryota; Metazoa; Arthropoda; Insecta; Coleoptera; Nitidulidae
Product: ATP-dependent Clp protease proteolytic subunit
Exons: 2
Coding region: 51-833 (260 amino acids)
Biological process (GO): protein quality control for misfolded or incompletely synthesized proteins
Cellular component (GO): endopeptidase Clp complex
Molecular function (GO): ATPase binding; ATP-dependent peptidase activity; serine-type endopeptidase activity
Source: RefSeq, a predicted model, not a curated record
GACACCUGUCAUUUUCCAUCUAAACAAUAAAAAAAAUUCACGUGUAUAACAUGAUUCCUAGAAAAUUAUCCGUGCUUUUGAAACCGUACUUCCAACAGACUAGGAAAUUGAAAAGCGUCAACAUCCCCUUCCAUCAUGUGCCCGUGGUGAUAGAACAAUCGGGAAGGGGUGAACGAGCCUACGACAUCUACUCCAGAUUAUUGAAAGAACGUAUUAUUUGCUUAAUGGGACCGAUAAACGAUGUAACAAGUUCAUUGAUUAUUGCCCAGCUUCUGUUCCUCCAAGCCGAAUCAACGACUAGACCGAUACACAUGUACAUUAACUCUCCCGGUGGUGUAAUAACAGCGGGGUUGGGUAUUUAUGACACCAUGCAGUAUAUCCUACCUCCAGUGUCCACGUGGGCUGUUGGUCAGGCUUGCAGUAUGGGGUCCCUUCUUCUUGCAGCUGGAACAAAAGGGAUGAGGAACGCCUUGCCCAACGCCAGAAUAAUGAUCCACCAGCCAUCUGGAGGCGUAACAGGCCAGGCCACAGACAUCAAGAUUCAGGCGGAGGAAAUACUGAAGCUCAAGAAGCAAAUCAACCACUUGUAUUGCACACACACGGGGAUGACCCUAGCCAAAGUGGAACAAAGUUUGGAACGUGACAAUUUCAUGACCCCAGCCGAAGCCUUGGAAUUCGGACUGAUUGAUAAAGUGUUGACCUGUGCCCCCAAACCACACGAAACCGAAUUCGAAAACGUCGUGCACACCCCACAGCCCAAAAUAAUGAAGCCACCAACCGAUCACAAAGUGGUGCAACAACACUACGACGAUACGUGUAAAAUGGUUUACUGAAAUUGUUAUUUAUUUGAUGUAAUAAACUGCUAGUGCAUCUCAA